CUUCCCCCGGCGUCCAGACUCCAGUCGUCCCAGGGCGUUCUCAACGAGUGGUCCAAGCUCCCCUGACCGUUCAGUUCUCAGCGAGCCGAGCCGCAACGAACACCAGCCAAGAUGGAGGCCAUCAAGAAGAAGAUGCAGGCGAUGAAGCUGGAGAAGGAUAAUGCGGUCGACAGGGCAGAGACCGCGGAAGGGCAGUCCAGGGAGGCCGCUCUGCGCGCCGAGAAGGCUGAAGAGGAGGUGCGCAGCCUUCAGAAGAAGAUCCAGCAGAUCGAGAAUGAGCUGGACCAGGUGCAGGAGCAGCUGUCCCAGGCCAACAGCAAGCUGGAGGAGAAGGACAAGGCUCUGCAGGCCGCUGAGGCUGAGGUUGCUGCCCACAACCGACGCAUCCAGCUGCUGGAGGAGGACCUGGAACGCUCUGAGGAACGACUCAAGAUUGCCACCCAGAAACUGGAAGAGGCCUCCCAGGCGGCUGACGAAAGCGAACGCAUCCGCAAGGCACUGGAGAACCGCACCAACAUGGAAGAUGACCGGAUCACACUGCUUGAGAACCAGCUGGGCCAGGCACGCCUCAUAGCUGAGGAGUCUGACAAAAAAUAUGAAGAGAUGGCACGCCGCAUCGCCCUUUUGGAGGCUGACCUGGAAAGGGCCGAGGAGAGGGCCUCCACGGGCGAGAGCAAAAUUGUGGAACUUGAGGAGGAGCUGCGUGUCGUCGGCAACAACCUGAAGUCCCUGGAAGUGAGCGAAGAGAAGGCCCAGCAGCGUGAGGAGUCGUAUGCGCUUCAGAUCAGCACAAUGACUGCCAAACUGAAGGAGGCCGAGGCCCGGGCUGAGUUCGCCGAGAGGUCAGUGCAGAAGCUUCAGAAGGAAGUGGACAGACUGGAAGACGAGCUUGUCCAGGAGAAGGAGAAGUACAAGGCCAUCUCGGACGAGCUGGAUCAGACCUUCUCCGAACUCACUGGCUACUAAGCUCCACGCAAAGGGACUGGCGCCACCGUUGUUUCUACCGCUGCUCUGCCAACGUUUCACUCUCACUUCGUCGUUGUCGUUGGGGGGUUAGGCUAGGACAGCAGGGGGACACAAAAAGAAUGCCUUUUAUCCAAUCAGAGAUCGGGAGACGGGGAGAGGGGCCUGUUGUAACCCGCCGCCUUGUCCACCCGAAUUGGCCCAAGACAGUUGCCGCUGUGUUUUCCAGCGGCCG
Molecule: messenger RNA, 1198 nt
Organism: Dermacentor silvarum
Lineage: Eukaryota; Metazoa; Arthropoda; Arachnida; Ixodida; Ixodidae
Gene: Tm1
Product: tropomyosin
Exons: 9
Coding region: 112-966 (284 amino acids)
Biological process (GO): actin filament organization; transmembrane transport; muscle contraction
Cellular component (GO): actin filament
Molecular function (GO): actin filament binding; efflux transmembrane transporter activity
Source: RefSeq, a predicted model, not a curated record